Molecule: messenger RNA, 303 nt
Organism: Aspergillus sclerotioniger CBS 115572
Lineage: Eukaryota; Fungi; Ascomycota; Eurotiomycetes; Eurotiales; Aspergillaceae
Exons: 2
Source: RefSeq, a predicted model, not a curated record
GAAAACAGGUGCAUCUAUCAGGGCCAGGGGAUCAAUAGCUAUAUUCUACCCUGUGAUGAGAUGGAGCAGGACUGUCUUAAUUUCAUGCACACUUUAGUUAUGAAAAAGCUAUUAGGUCACAUCCUUUAUGCCCACAAUAGCCGCUUUCUUGAUCUGGGUUGUGGAACAGGAAUCUGGAUAAUUAAAAUAACAGAAGUAUAUUUAAAUACUUAUAUACUAGAGGUUGAUAUAUUAGUAAUACAGCCAGACUUUUAUCCGCAGAACUGUGUCUUCAAAGUUUCUUUUAAUUAUAAACAUUUCUAG